GAUGGGGCGGAAGUGGUGGCUUCGCCGCGCGCCAUUUUCAAACCGGCGGCGGGGCCGGGCCGGGCCGGGGCUCCUGCCGCAGAACCGGCCGCUGCCGAUGCGCUCUGACCGCGGGGAGCGCGGAUUAGCCCGGCUGCCGCUGGGCUCUCUGUUCCUCCGGGCUCUGCCGAUGCCUAGGUGACACGUCUCGGCGUCUCCUCCGUGGUUUGCCCUGGAAGAAUUUACCUUCAGCAGCGUGUCGGUGUCCUUUCUUCCCUCAGUUUUAUAAAGGCUGCACUUACAAUGACGACAGCAGCGGAGCGGAAGUUUGUUAAUCUCAGGAAACGUCUGGAUCAGCUGGGCUACCGGCAGCCCUUGGGAGUGGAGAGUUUACCUUUGGUGGAAAAGCUUUUUAGUGACCUUGUUCAUACAACAGAGAGCCUGCGCAGUGCAAAGUUAUCUGCUGGAAAAAUUGAAAAAGAAUGCAGCAAUUAUGAUGCUAUUAUAGAACCAUAUAAAACUGAGAAUGCAAAACUUACCAGGGAAAAUAAUGAGCUGCAUUUGGAAAUAUUAAAACUGAAGGAGCAAUCUGAUCGUCAUAUCAAAGACUUGAAAGCCAGCUUAAGGAGUGUUGAAAAUGAAGCAGUUGACUUGAGAUUCCUGAAUAACCAGUAUGUGCAUAAAAUUAAACUGCUGGAAAAAGAGAGCAAAGCCAAGACUGAAAAAAUUCAGCAGCUUCAAGAGAAGAAUCUGCAAGCGGUUGUGCAAACUCCUGGUGGCAGAAAAAGAAACAUCCCAUUCAGGCGUCAACGCAUGCAGAUAGACCAGCCUGUCCCACCAUCAGCUGUUAGUGCCUACCCAGUGCCUCAGCCAGAGGACCCGUAUGUUGCAGACCUUCUUCAGGUGGCUGAUAAUCGAAUACAAGAACUUCAGUCAGAAGUGACACAGUUACAGGAAAAACUAGAGAUAUCAGAAAACGGAAAGAAGAAUUACAGCAAGCAGGUUGAGCUUAGAGACAAAGAAAUAGAACGCCUAAUGCUAGCAUUGGAUGGUGGUCGUUCUCAUGAAGUUGUAUCUCUGGAAUCAAGAAGUAAAAGUAAUGAGAAACUUAUUGCUCAAUUAAAUUUGCAGGUUGAAUAUCUUCAGCAAUCAAACAAAGAACUUGAAAAUCGCAUUCAAGACCUCUUGGACACAAAAAAAAAUGUGACUAGUGAGGUAGUGCACUUAAGCAAUAAAAAUGAAGAGCUCUGUCAAGAACUGAAUGAAAUAGACCAUUUGGCACAGCAGUUGGAGAGACAUAAGGAAAUUGUGCUUGAAACUGCAGAUAAAGAAAUAGGAGAAGCAAAGAAGGAAAUUGAAAGAAAGGACAAUGAAAUACAGGAUCUUGAAGACACAAUAACGAGGCUUAAAUCAGAGCUGUGCUCAUGUCGUCGUCAGAAUGAGAGAUUGAGUGAAGAACUCUUUGGAAAAGCAGAUGAUAAAGCGAAUCUCGAACUACUGCUAAACCAGCUUGAACAAGAGAAACAGAGGCUGACAGAAAAAACAGAGAACUUUGAAAUAAAAGAACGGGAACUUGUCUUAGAAAUAGAAAGAAUGAGAUUAGAAUACGGUAUAGCUCUAGGAGACAAAUCUCCAUCUCGCCUAGAUGCAUUUGUCAAAACUUUAGAAGAUGACAGAGAUUAUUAUAAAAGAGAAUUAGAGUAUCUUCAAAAAAUGAUAAAACGAAGACCUAGCCCAACUCGUAGGACUCCAGAGAAGAGUGAAGAUCUGAGAUUGAUCACCAGAGAAAGAGAUGAGCUACAGUCCAUGUUAGACAGAUUUGAAAAGCAUAUGAUAGAAAUUCAAUCCAGCGUCAAGCUACUGACUGCAGAAAGAGACAGAUUGAAUAUUCUUUAUGAGCAGUCUCAGAGUGAAUUAAACAGGCUGAGAAGAGAAGCAAAGCAUCAUUUAGUUUCUCAAAGUCACGUGGGAGAAGAUGGAGAUGUUGCACUGGCAGACUUUAGAAGACUGAUGACAGAAAAGGAAAGUCUAAGAGAAAAGUUAAAGAUUCAGCAAGAAGCGGCUAACCUUGAAAAAUCAAAGAUGCAGCAUGAUAUUUCAGAACUGGAAAAUAAUAUUCAACAAUUUGAGUUGGAAAGAUGCGAACUAAAGAGUACAAUCUCUAUCCUGAAAGAAAGAAUAAAGUCUUUGGAAAAUGAAUUAAAAUUGAAGUCCAAUAAACUUAUGCAGACAUCUGAUGAUUCUUCUCAAUUUAAGGCUGAACUUUGCUCACUUCACCUCUUAAAUGAACAACUCCAGAGAACUGUGGAAGACUUACAGCACCGGUUGUCUCUCAAAAAGGAUGAACUUCAGUCAGCUCAAGAAGAAAUUGUAAAGCUAGAGGAGAAAAUAGAUAGGUUAAACCAGAAGAGCACUUCACAGGAUGAGGCAGUCAAUGUGCUUAGAAGUACUAUUACUGUUUUGGACAAAGAAAAGGAUAAUCUUCAAGAAACCGUAGAUGAAAAAACAGAAAGAAUUGCGUGCUUAGACGACAACUUAGCUAAUAAGGAAAAGACAAUUACUCACUUACGGCUAACGCUCUCUGAGCUGGAGUCGUCAACAGACCAGCUGAAGGACCUCUUGAGCAGCAGAGACCGUGAGAUAUCUAGCUUGCGUCGCCAACUUGAUGCAUCCCACACAGAGAUUGCAGAAACAGGAAGAGUAAAGGAAAUAGCUCUGAAAGAAAAUAGACGACUACAAGAUGAUCUAGCUACAAUGACCAGAGAAAACCAGGCUGUUAGUUCUGAGCUUCAAGAUGCAAUACGUGAAAAGGAAGAAAUGAAAACAAGAGUGCAUAAUUAUAUAACUGAAGUUUCCAGAUUUGAGAGUCUGAUAGCUUCAAAGGAAAAAGAAAACCAAGAAUUGUUAGAGAAGUUCCGAAUGCUUCAUACACAAGCUGAGGACUGGGAAAUCAAGGCUCAUCAAGCUGAAGGGGAAAGCAGCUCAAUACGGCUUGAACUCCUUUCUGUAGAUACGGAUCGGAGACAUCUUCGAGAGAGAGUAGAACUUCUGGAAAAAGAGAUUCAAGAGCAUAUGAUUGCACAUCAAGCUUAUGAAUCUCAGAUCUCCUCCAUUACAAAAAAUAUGUCUAAAUUGGAAGAGGACAUUAAACGUGAACAUCAGGAUAAGUCCUCUGUGUUGGCUGACCUGACUUCUGUGAGAGAACUUUGUGUUAAACUUGAAGCUAGCAAAGACCUUUUAUCUCGACAGCUUGCGUCUAAAAGCAUGGAUUAUGAAAGGGUUCUAAGUGAAUUAGAAGAUGUUAAAUCAGAAGCAGAGUUGCUGAAAAAGCAGUUAUCCAGUGAGAGACUUACAAUUCAGAAUCUUGAGACAUUGCUGGCUACCAGUAGAGAUAAAGAAUUUCAGAACCAUUUAACGUCUCAUGAAAAAGACUCAGAAAUUCAGUUACUGAAAGACAAGCUAACACUUGCUGAGGGGAAACUUGCAAUCACUAAAAUCCUUUCCUCCGAGAUCAAGGGAAGUGGUCCUUCCCCUCUUCACAGCACUGGUGAGGCCCCACCUGGGGCUUUGUGUCCAGUUCUGGGCUCCCCAGUACAAGAGUGAUAUGGACUUAAUGGAUUGAGUCCAAUGAAGGGCCACGAAGAUGUUUAAGGGACUGGAGCAUCUCUCCUAUGAGGAAAAGGCUGGGAGAGCUCAGGCUGCUUAUCUUGGAGACCAGAAGGCUCUGGAGAGGAUCUAUCAAUGUAUGUAAAUAACUGAACAGGAGGAAAGACAGAGCCAGUGUCUGUUCUGUGGUGCCCAGUGACAGGGAUGAUGGGCAAUGAGCACCAGUGGGAACACGAGAUUCCUUCUAAGCGAGCACUUUUUGACUCUGCCAUUGCACAGAGAGCUUGGGGAGUCUCCCUCUUUGGAGACAGUCAAAAGCCAAAAGAACUGAAACCAAUACCUACAGUGAAUGUGGACAGCACUUUCAUUAUAACUCUUUAUGUGAAAUUUCAGUAAACUAAGUUUUGAAGUUUUCAUUUUAGGUCUCAUCAUAACAUGGUAACACGAUUUAUUCUUGUGGGGAUCAUUAGCCAGUGAUUGUAGUGGUAACUCUGCACUGAAUAGCAAGAUGCUGAAAUAGUGGCUGAGUGUAGAUGAAGAUGAAGCCUGGAGUCAAACUAAAUUUCAGAAAAGAAUAAAAGAACAUUGCAGUAGGUUGAAAAGGGAAACAUGCAGAAAGUAAAAGGACAGAUAAUGCUUCCCUGUUACAAGAAGUAGAAUAUAACAUACCUGAACUGUUAAAAGCUAUGUGUGAUGACACAAAUGUCAAGAAAAUCACUUCGGAUUGAUGUGUGUAAAGGCUUACUACUGAAAAUUGAUGCCAUACAUCAAAUAAUGAUGAUCUCAGUAAACGUAUAGAGGGUGAUGGUAUCGAUCACUUCUGUGCAUCUCAUUGCUUCAUGUUUUAGAUUUGCUGAAUUUUGUUUACUUGAGAAAAAAAGAAUUUUAAUCACGUACAAAGAUAUAAACUAAUGGAAUGUCCUGACUGUGAAAUAAAACAUGGAAAUUACAAAACAAGAAAAGAAUGAGGUUUUCAUUUAACAUAAAUUCAGCUUCUUGCAUGCCAAAAAUACAAAACUUUGUUUCAAUUACUUCAUAAUAUUUCUUUCAAAAGAUUUCUUCUGAAUGCAUUUUAAGGUUCCUUUCUUCUUUAUUGCAAAUGUCAAUACUGUGUUUAUAUUGGAGGUUCCUUGUCUUGCCAGGCUUGUGUUCAGGUAUAAGAACUAGUUGCAUAUGCUUCCAUUUUCUAUUAUUCAGGUUUUGUAGUACUUGGAGUCUGAAGGACAGAAGCUUUAAAUGCUCACAACUGUGAUUGAAGUAUGUGAGGGUUACAGUUGUGUCUUGUGAAAAAUGCAGUGAACUUGUCAGCUAGAACUGAAACUUUGCAGAAGUUGUGCAUCGAUGUUUUUGAACAUUAUUUACAUUUUUGACACUAUUGUGCCUGUGCUUCCACUCUGUUUAUAAAAUAGUACUGAUACAGCCUCUAACUUCAGAAGGAUUGUCAAAAGUAUAGCUUUGAAGCUCUUCACUGCCAUAAAUUUUGAACUCUGUGAAGAGUGAAUAGUUGCAUUACUCAAAAUGCUUCAUUCAAAAUGGGGUAAAUGAGUCACUGAGACUGCAGUCAUCAGGUACUAAAUAAACAGCAUAUUCAGUAGCUAAACUACUUGAUGCUAGCUGAAGAUACUGACUGUGGAAAGGCCAGAUGCCAUGUGAAAAAUAUUGGAUCACCAUGUAAUUUUAUUAUAGGAUGAUUGCUGUGCAUACAGGUUCCAAAAUUUUGUUAUUCUUAAUCUUCCUUAAUUUUUGAGUGACUUAACUCAUCAUCUCUACUUUUGUUUCAAAGUUAUUUACAUGUACUAACCUCAGAAUUCACAAAACUGCUUUCUUUCUUUAUCUUACAAUAAUGAUUUUGGGCUCUGAGUUCUUACCUUCAUCCUGGAAAUACAUGCCAAUUUCGGAAGGACUUUGAAUAUUAUAUCAUCAGAAGCCUUCUGCAACUAUUUGCAAUAUGCUAGAUCAGAAUUAUUAUAGAAAUUUUAUUGAUGAAUAUGGAAGACAAGGAAAAAUGUACUGCGUUUCUGGGGGCUCCCAUCUCUUGAGUAUUUUGCAUCUGCCUGGAGUCAGAGACCAAUGGGUGCCCAGACAUGCAGUCUGAUACUGAGCUAGGAAAGGAACUUGUUUUCUCAGGAUUGCAGUUCAGUGCUUACACAGCGAGCUACGACAUCUUUCCCUUUCCGCAACUGACUUCUCAGCACUCAGCUUCAUACUGGCUUUGAAGACAUGGAAUAAUAUGCCUGUUUAGAUGACUCCUUUUACACUCAAGGAGUGACUUUUUUUUUUUCUCUGUUCUGUAAUGCAAUUUGGAGUGUUUUGCAGUCAACCGUUGAAUUAUCCAGAUCAGUGAUUUGCUGAGAAACAUUUUUAAUUAUGUCACUUAAGAUUUUCAGGGCUGUUUUUCUUUUUGAUCCUUGAGGUUGAAACAAUUGACCCCAAAAUCAGGAGUGUACUUGGCAAACCUGCAGAUUUUGCUGGUUUGAGCUUGUAUUAAUACCAGUUUUAUUUAGAUGUUAUUCAGUUAUGUUCCCUUCUAGACUGAUACUUUUUACUGCAGUUUUAUCAGUUAUGUUUGUACAUUUUAUGAAUGGCUACUAUUUUUUUCUUCUUUUUCACUGUACGCAUAAAAACGAUUUAAUAUUGCAACAGAAGACAAUCAGUAGAAUAGUAACGUAAUUAAUUUGUCUGCUUUUAUAGAACAUUGCUGCUUGUCUUUGCCUGAAAAAGAAUAUAGUGUGUUGUAGUAAAGAUGCAAUGAGAGACUUAGUAGCUUCUCACAUCUUUCUCGCCUUAGAUUCUUCUACAAGCAUGCCACGGAAUUGGCUUGGCUCUCCUUCUAAUCUGUCUCUGUGAUUUGCUCUGUAUGAAACAGCAUGUUGAGUUUCUCGUUUUCUUUUGUUGACUUGCUCUAAUUGCUCUGAGCUCCUAUCUAUUGGCGUUCAAAGAAAACGUUGUUGCUUCUGAUGGUUU
Messenger RNA from Lagopus muta (rock ptarmigan), 6549 nucleotides. RefSeq names its product centrosomal protein 135 (gene CEP135). NCBI's taxonomy places the organism in Eukaryota, Metazoa, Chordata, Aves, Galliformes, Phasianidae. The record is from RefSeq and is a predicted model, not a curated record. The coding region runs from base 283 to 3582 and encodes 1099 amino acids. The transcript is spliced from 24 exons.